Messenger RNA from Cladophialophora psammophila CBS 110553, 1251 nucleotides. RefSeq names its product acetate kinase. Gene Ontology annotation, biological process: acetate metabolic process; phosphorylation. The transcript is spliced from 3 exons. NCBI's taxonomy places the organism in Eukaryota, Fungi, Ascomycota, Eurotiomycetes, Chaetothyriales, Herpotrichiellaceae. The record is from RefSeq and is a predicted model, not a curated record. The coding region runs from base 1 to 1251 and encodes 416 amino acids. Gene Ontology annotation, molecular function: acetate kinase activity.
AUGGCCAACGUGAUUCUCUCCAUCAACGCCGGGAGCUCUUCACUGAAGACAACAUUGUUUGUGGAGGAAGCCACCGAGGGCAAGGCCAGAGGGCUUCGGCGCCUGGGCAGCGCGGAAAUAUCUUCCAUCAAUGCCCCUCCAGCCCGCCUAAAAUAUCUUCGUGGGCCCUACAAAGACACCCGCGAGCUCGGCGACAUCAAUGACCACAAACACGCCUUUGAGCAUAUCCUGAACGCCUUCCUGGCAGACACCGAGAUCCCAGAGGUCUCCAGCAAGGAUGACAUCGACUACACGGCCCAUCGAGUGGUGCAGGGGGGGAGCUUUGAAGAGAACCAGUUCAUCACCAAGAAAACAUUUGAUAAGAUCAACAAGCUGUCGGAUCUUGCGCCCUUGCACAAUGCCUCCGCUGUCAGUCUCAUGAUCGCCUGCCAUGAACAUCUACCCAAUGUCAUCAAUGUCGCAUGCUUCGACUCCUGUUUCCACCAAACGAUGCCUGACUACGUCAAGAGUUAUGCCAUCGACCAGAAGAUUGCAAAAGAGAAGGGUCUGCGCAAAUACGGGUUUCACGGUCUAAGCUACCAAUACAUCACAAGAGCCACGGCCAAGUUCCUGGGAAAGCCAGAGUCCGAGACGAAUAUCAUUGCCCUUCACCUCGGCAGCGGUGCAUCCAUGUGCGCAAUACAGAAUGGACGGUCAAUAGACACCACGAUGGGCUUGACCCCCGUCUCAGGGUUACCGGGCGGUUCCCGGAGCGGAGAUAUCGACCCAAGCCUGGUCUUUCAUUACACUUCGGACGCCAGUGCGUUGAGCCCCAACAGCACCAAGGAUCUCCAUAUCUCCACCGCAGAAGAAAUUCUGAAUAAACAGUCCGGUUGGAAGGCGUUGACCGGGACGUCAGACUUUUCGAAGAUUGCCGAUCCGAACGCUCCGGACUCCUACAAGCUCGCGUUCAACAUCUUCGUUGACCGAGUCGUUGGGUACGUUGGCAACUACUUUGUCAAGUUGGGCGGCAAAAUCGAUGCUUUGGUCUUUGCCGGUGGCAUUGGCGAAAAGAGCCCAUACGUGCGACAGGUGGUGAUUGAUAAAGUGUCGUGCCUCGGGUUCACGAUUGAUGACGACAAAAACAAGCAGGGCGCGGACGGAAAUGACGUGGUGGAUAUCGGCACAAGCGACACGAAGCGCACGUUGGUCUGUGAGACAGACGAGGAUGUAAGGUUUUCCAAAUCAUUUGAUUGCAAAGGCCCGUGCUAA